Diorhabda carinulata is the source of this 2388-nucleotide messenger RNA. It is a transcript of the gene p24-1, whose product is annotated as transmembrane emp24 domain-containing protein 3. Gene Ontology annotation, biological process: endoplasmic reticulum to Golgi vesicle-mediated transport; intracellular protein transport; Golgi organization. The record is from RefSeq and is a predicted model, not a curated record. The transcript is spliced from 3 exons. Gene Ontology annotation, cellular component: COPII-coated ER to Golgi transport vesicle; endoplasmic reticulum; endoplasmic reticulum-Golgi intermediate compartment. Bases 149 to 769 code for a protein of 206 amino acids. Lineage: Eukaryota; Metazoa; Arthropoda; Insecta; Coleoptera; Chrysomelidae.
CAUCAUUAGUUAGGUUAUGUCAAAAACGUCAUCUUAUAAUCUUUUCCACAUAAACUUUUUUCAUGUUAUUGCAGUUCAUGGGUUUAAUAUUAUGAUAUUCAAGAGAAUUUGAAUCAUACAAAUAGGAAUAUACACAAAAUUCAAAAAAAUGAGGUUUUGGAUAAUUAUUUUAUUAGUAGAAUUCUGCCAAAUUUGUAUAGCAACGGAAUUAACUUUCGAAUUACCCGAUAGUGCCAAAGAAUGUUUUCAUGAAGAAAUAAAAGCAAAUACAAGUUGUACAUUAGAAUACCAGGUUGUUACUGGUGGUCAAUAUGAUGUUGAUGUAGUUUUAGAAGAUCCUAAAGGAAAUGUGUUAUACAAGCAAGUUCGAAUGCAAUUUGAUACACAUACAUUCAUUGCUCAAGUGCAUGGUAUAUAUAAAGUAUGUUUCAGUAAUGAAUUUUCCACUUUCUCACAUAAACUUGUAUAUAUGGACUUCCAAGUAGGAGAUGAACAGCCUUUGCCUGGAAUUGGUGAUCAUGCAACUGUAUUAACUCAGAUGGAAUCUUCUACUCAAGAAAUACAUAAAGCUUUGAAUACAAUGUUAGACUACCAAACACACCAUAGGCUUAGAGAAGCACAAGGAAGAAAACGGGCAGAAGAAUUGAAUGAAAGAGUUUUGUGGUGGUCAAUUAUGGAAACAUUGGCAGUUUUAACAAUUGCUUUUGGGCAAGUUUUUGUUUUAAAGAACUUUUUCACUGAGAAGAAGCCUUAUGCACCAUAUAAAUAAAUUUGAACUGUGUACAGUAGUUUUCUUCAAAAUACUUCAUAGGAUAUCUUGUAAAUAUUUGUAAGGAAUUACAAAUACAAUAAAGUUUUUCUUGAAUAAAAAAAAAUCGUCGCGGACACGGACUCAGUUUUACUCAUUUUUCAGGGAAUCAAAAAAACAGUUUCUACCCUAGAAUAAUAAAGUGGUUUUUAUCUACAUAAUUAUUAUACUCCCUUAAAUUUCAUUAAUUUGCAGAAACAACAUAAAAAUACAUAUUUUUUUAUAAAAAACCACUUUAAUUUGUAAAAUUUAUAACAAUCAAAUGGUUAACACCAAUAUGUAAUUAGCUUGUAAGAAAAUAAUACAGACAUGGGUCUUAUAUAGAAUUAGAAGUUGUAGCCUUUUGGUCUUAAAGAGAGCUCCAAGUUUUUGUAAAGCUGUCUUAGCUAAUUCGACUACGUGACUAUACCAGGCUCCAACCUCGACAAUCAAUAAGCGAAUUUGUAAUGAUGGUAAUAUUUUAUGUCUAUAUUGGACCAAUGUUAGCUGCUUACAGUUUUUCCAAUAUUUGUUUUAAAAUUGAAUUAUUUGAGAAAGUUGUAUAAACAUCAAUGAACAAAAACAAUUUGCAAUAGCAAAAUUGGAUAUGGGAAGACAAUGUUGAUAAUUUCUUUAUAAUCAUCGUCGAGUUCAUAAAAUGUAAAUCCUAAAUUAUUUUACCAAAAUAAUUUGAAAAAGUGAGGUUCGAAUCCUCCGUUCCACGUUAAACUGAAGUUUAAUCUACCACCUGCGUAGUUAGUAAAGACAAUCUGUGACAUGCUAAGAAUUUUGAAGAUAUUGUAUUAUGAUACAUUUAGUAUAUUUCAUCUCGUUACGUUUAAAAUAUUAGUAUAGUUAGAACUUUUUUCAAGUUAUUGUUUAUGAUUUUGUCAAAUAUAUUAAUACAGUACGAAAGCGGAACAAAAUCAAAAAGAUUUUUCCCAGGAAGAAAGGGGAAAAUGGAUAAAUCACAUAAAUCAACUGAAAGUUAAAAAAACGUCACCAAAGGAAAGUUUUUCCUGAAUUAAGACUUCUCUAGGAUUUCAACUCAAUCGAAUCAUUAGUUUGGUAGAUAUGAUUUUUUGAAUAUUCGUAUGUUUCAUAUCGAUAUUUGUGCAUACGUAUUUCCGAUAGUGGUUGAGCCAGUAAAUUGUUGAUUUUUUUCAAGUUGACCUUUACCUUAAGUAAGACUUCUCUAGGAUUUCAACUCAAUCCAAUCAUUAGUUUGGUAGAUAUGUUUUUUUGAACAUGCGUAUAUUUUACCAUGAUAAGACAACAAGGUGUGCUAUUGCGCAUCAGCUGGGGAGCAUCCAAUGAGAAUCCGCUCCCAAAACGACGCUCCAAUUUGGGAGCGAAUUCUCAUUUGCUCUUGAGAGAUGCUCAGAACGAGUCGAAAAGAGCCUUCGGAAAGAGCACACCUUGUAGUCUUUACAUCAUAUAUUUUAUAUCGAUAUUUGUGAUACCUAUUUACAUGACCGGUUAAGGUAGCGACAUUUCGUUCUCACUGAAAAGCCUCGAAACUAUAUAAGCAUCAAUUAUAUGGAAAAUAAUCAAAAUUUUUUUCACACAUUAAAUAAAUAAAUUUCUAUAUUUUCUCUAUA